AUGAGUGAUGUUCCUGGACUAUGGAAUGAGCAGCUUGUUAGAGAUGUUCUAGGGGUCGAUGCGGACUUAACUCUUGCACAGCCUUUGCCACUUAUGAAUGAAGAGGACAAAGCAUAUUGGAGGUUCACAAAGAAUGGGCAGUUUACUGUUAGAUCUUGCUAUUGGAUGUUAAGGGUGGGUGGUCUUUCUAGCAACAUUACAGAAAAUAUUUGGAAAUCGGUAUGGGCCUUAAAUGCUCCCCCAAAACUCAAGCAUUUUAUAUGGAAUAGCUUUGAAGGGCAAUAUGGCUCUGCAACAGCGAUUUGGAGUAAGAGCAAAUUUGAAGAUCUAAUUGUUGAGGCCCCUACAUCUUCCUUUAUUGAUCGAUGGCAAUGGUUAAAGAAUAAGGUUUCUAAGGAAACUCUAAUCUUAAUGGCAGCCUUAAUGUGGGCGGCAUGGCGAUGUAGAAAUACUAAAGUGUUCGAAAACUUUGAACCUGAUGCAGUACAAUUGGCGAUGGGUUACUGCACUUAUGUGGCUGAUUAUAAGGGAUAUUCUGGGCGAGUAUACGAAAGGGCAGCAAGUUCAUUACAGAAACAUGCUACUAAAUGGAAGUGUCCUGAUAUGGGGUGUGUGAAAAUUAAUGUGGAUGCACAUCUUGGUGAACAGAAUCGGGCAGCAUUAGGAGUGGUAUGCAGAAACCAUACUGGCCAGCUGACCUCUACGGCUACGAAGAGUGUACCUUUAUCUUCCCCUGAAUGUGUUGAGGCCCAAGCUGUAAGGUAUGCUCUCUUGCUUGCUCAAAGGUUUGGAUACAAGGAUAUUUGGGUGGAACCUGAUGCGCAAAGUGUGAUAAAAUCGAUUGAGUCUUUGGCUAGGGGUAGAGCGCCUAUCUUUUCUAUUUACAGGGAUAUCAACAUACUAAAAUCCUCCUUUGAUAAAUGUUUUUUCUCUCAUGUGAAAAGGGUGGGUAACACAGUGGCUCAUUUGGUAGCUAGAAGUGAGGUGGGUAAUGCUCCGGAAGUAGUUCGUUUUUCCCCUUUCCCACAAAGUAUUGUAACUCUUGCGACUUUGGAUUUAUCUUCUUAA
This is a messenger RNA of Chenopodium quinoa (quinoa), 1068 nucleotides long. RefSeq lists its product as uncharacterized. The coding region runs from base 1 to 1068 and encodes 355 amino acids. The record is from RefSeq and is a predicted model, not a curated record. Gene Ontology annotation, molecular function: RNA-DNA hybrid ribonuclease activity; nucleic acid binding. The transcript is spliced from 2 exons. Lineage: Eukaryota; Viridiplantae; Streptophyta; Magnoliopsida; Caryophyllales; Amaranthaceae.